AUGUAUGAAAACCCAACUAGUUAUCACUAUGAGACGAUUCCUUCGUCACUUGUACAAUCAUUAUACAACAAAAACGAUGCACAACAAACAUCGAUCGAUAUCCCAUCGGAAUCCAAUUCAUCCGAUGAAAUAAAAGCUAAUCUCAACUCACUUAUGCCGUCAUUUCAAAGGAAGCUUCCAAUUGCAUCAGUAGUUAUUUUAGGUCUUUUCGAAUUCCUAUGUGGAAUAGUCGUUCUCACACUUGAAUUAUUGAUUUUCGAUAUCGGACUCGGCCUUUGGUGUGGAGUCAUCUAUGCACUCGCCGGUGCAGCUAUUCUCGUGCUCGUUAUUGGUACCGAUCGCGAACGUCAUCAGACGUCAGCUGUAUUGAUUUUUCAAUUAGUUGCAAUGAUGUUUACGAUUACUGAACUAUUCUUACAUAACGAAUCAUAUCGAAAACGAUGUAUAACAAAGGCCAACGAACCAACACGUGAGAUGACCUUCCACUGUCAGAUUCUUCUGAUUCAAAUAGUUGCUGCUGCGAUUGUACUCGUUAGUACGAUUGUUUUUUCGAUAAUCUAUUUUCGAGUAACAAUGAUUGUACUCAAACAACCACAUGGCACCUGUAACAUGUCGAAUGCGCUCAAUUUAAACACUUGCUAA
Messenger RNA from Adineta ricciae, 642 nucleotides. The record is from the annotation of a GenBank genome assembly. Lineage: Eukaryota; Metazoa; Rotifera; Eurotatoria; Adinetida; Adinetidae.